Penicillium daleae is the source of this 432-nucleotide messenger RNA. RefSeq lists its product as uncharacterized. Bases 1 to 432 code for a protein of 143 amino acids. NCBI's taxonomy places the organism in Eukaryota, Fungi, Ascomycota, Eurotiomycetes, Eurotiales, Aspergillaceae. The record is from RefSeq and is a predicted model, not a curated record. The transcript is spliced from 3 exons.
AUGGGCAGGCUCAUCAAAAAUCACUGGGCGCGACUAAUUAUCCUGACAGCCUCAGCCUACCAAGUCGCAGGUGCGAUCGAGGGCUUCAUCUGGCCAAAAGUCUUCUGGGACUUCAUUUCGAAGAACCUUGAUGCCGCCGUCUCCCCGAUUCCGGUCCUUCAGACCCUCAAUCUACUCAUGGGUCUCAUCGGCCUAGCCUGGGAGUGGCCCUUGCGACCUCUAGCGGGAUCAUUACCACAUCGCAGUAUUGAACUUCGACUUGUCGUAUACCCUCUCAGCGCUCUGUUCGCUGCACUGCUCUACCAGGGAACCGAUCCUGCGUUGUAUUACCUGAUUGGUAUUGGUGUCUAUUUCUGGGCUUACAGUGAAGGCGAGAUUGUUUGUCCAGAACCUUGGACGUUACCCAAACGGUCGAGGGUCCUUAAAGCUUAG